AUGCGUCUCCCAUGGUUGGCCCUCUGCCUGGCUGUCGCCUCUGCAACGUCCAUCAAGUCUCAUCAACUCCGCCUUCCUUUUGUUCCUUCGCCCGAUGACAUCGAAACCGGCGUCAAAUCACUUCUGUCCAUUGACUGGUCCAUCAAAGAUGGCAACCUCUACGCCAACAACGACCAAGUCUACCCCCCAUCAACAACAAUGCAACUCACAGCGCCUCUCUACCAAGCCUCUCAUCCCACCCAGAGUGAUAAGUCCGUGGAAUUGACUUACACCAUCCACAGCCGUCCCCUCCCCGCAAAUAAUGUGGGUUCGGUAGCGGGUAUUGUCCGGGUGCGCAUUGAACUCCACGAUCUACAUGGGAACCUCGUCUCCCCCGACGCUACAGUCGUCGACCUGGUCAGUUACCAGGAUGGUUCUCACCAAAUCACUCGUGUCCGUGUGCGACCCGCGCGCGGCGGUUACCAGGCAGAUCACUUCGCGCAGAAGAGUCGGCCGUGGGUUGUGAAGUACUGGAAGACGCAUGUCGGGUCGUUUUUCGAUGCGAAGACAUCUACCUCGAUUGCUGAGAAUGAUUCGCAGCCGACUGAAUCGCAGUCGACUGAUUCCGAGGAUCACAUUGAGAUCAAAGAUGCUUCUGCCGACUCCGACUCCAACUCCAACACUGAGUCCGAAUCGCCUUUCUCUAUUUCGUCUUUCUGGGCUGCGCCUACUCAGCCCCACGAUCGUUCUGGUCACCGUCACCCGCACCACCACCACCGUCCGAAGAAUGCUUUCAUGCGCAUCGUUCGCCCGAUUAUCCUACCCGCUGUGCUAGGUGCGGUCGCCGGUCUCGCGGCCUGCCUGCUCGGCUUCUUCAUUGGAUCUCUUCUGAUGUCUUUCUCUGCCCGCGUCGGGUGGCGGACUUCACCCCGCUACUCGCAGGAUGUCUCGCUUGAAGAGGGUACUCAUUCUGAGAAGUCGCCCAUGGUGCCUCGGAUCCAUCUGACCGUGCCCGAGUCGGAUGUAUGA
This is a messenger RNA of Penicillium arizonense, 1008 nucleotides long. RefSeq lists its product as uncharacterized. The coding region runs from base 1 to 1008 and encodes 335 amino acids. The record is from RefSeq and is a predicted model, not a curated record. Lineage: Eukaryota; Fungi; Ascomycota; Eurotiomycetes; Eurotiales; Aspergillaceae. The transcript has 2 exons.